Coturnix japonica (Japanese quail) is the source of this 5270-nucleotide messenger RNA. It is a transcript of the gene ZFYVE28, whose product is annotated as zinc finger FYVE-type containing 28. Gene Ontology annotation, molecular function: metal ion binding. The record is from RefSeq and is a predicted model, not a curated record. Gene Ontology annotation, cellular component: early endosome membrane. NCBI's taxonomy places the organism in Eukaryota, Metazoa, Chordata, Aves, Galliformes, Phasianidae. Gene Ontology annotation, biological process: negative regulation of epidermal growth factor-activated receptor activity.
GCGGGCGGGCAAUGCGCGCAAUGUUUUGGGGGCGGGCAUUGAGGCGCCGAGCGCUCCGUGCUGCCGGUGCCGGCGGCCGGUCGCUGCGUUGAGGCGGCGGAGCGCAGCCUUCGUUCGGCCGGGCCGGGAGGCGGAGCCUUGUGGAGAACAGCAGGACUCGCCCCGCUCCACGAGCAGCCCAGGGGGCCCCUGUGGCCGCAGCCGGCGGGCGGCGCGCUCCGAGCGGCAGCGGGGAUGAUGAACAGGUUCCGAAAGUGGCUCUACAAACCCAAGAGAACAGACCCACAGCUCCUUGCUCAGUUCUACUAUGCCGAUGAGGAACUAAAUCAAGUGGCAGCUGAACUGGACAGUUUAGAUGGAAGAAAAGACCCUCAGAGAUGCACACUGCUGGUCAACCAGUUUCGUUCUUGUCAGGAUAAUGUUUUGAACAUCAUAAACCAAAUCAUGGAUGAAUGCAUUCCUCACGAACGGGCCAACCGAGAUUUUUGUGUUAAGUUUCCAGAAGAAAUACGCCACGACAACCUUGCAGGCCAGCUUUGGUUUGGAGCAGAAUGUUUGGCUGCUGGUUCUAUUAUUAUGAAUCGGGAAAUUGAGAGUAUGGCGAUGAGACCAUUGGCCAAGGAUCUGACCCGCAGCCUAGAGGAAGUUAGAAACAUCAUACGUGACCAGGCCUUACGGGAUUUGAACCUCUACACUGAAAAAAUGAAAGAUUCACUCAAGCAUUUUGAUGUCCUUUUUGCUGAAUUUGAAUUAAGUUAUGUGUCUGCUAUGGUACCGGUGAAGUCUCCAAAAGAAUAUUAUGUACAGCAAGAAGUAAUCGUACUGUUUUGUGAAACUGUGGAAAGAGCCUUAAGGCUUGGAUACCUCACUCAAGAUAUGAUUGAUGACUAUGAACCAGCUUUAAUGUUUACUAUUCCAAGAUUAGCCAUUGUAUGUGGCCUUGUAGUCUACUCCGAGGGACCAUUAAACUUGGACCACAAGCCAGAAGAUAUGUCUGAACUCUUUAGACCUUUUCACACACUGUUAAGAAAAAUAAGGGAUCUACUUCAGACAUUAACUGAGGAUGAACUGCACACGCUGGAGCGUAACCUUUGUAUCUCUCAAGAUGUGGAUUUUCCAGUCAGAACAGAUCCUGAAGUUCCCUCUGUCAUUACACCAGGCAUAACUGCGACUUUGCCAGCAACGGAGCUCUCAGCAAAAGCUGAGAACACAGAGGCUGAGCUGGCUUGUUCAAUGCAAUAUGAUGAACAGGAGCUGGAACAGCUGAAUAGGAUGGUACACAGAGUUGGAGAUGAAAUGUCUUCGCUGCUUUCCCCUCCAAGCAUUUGUCAGUCUCCAGCUCACAGACCUAGCCUAAGAAAUAGUUCCAGUGCAGAAGCUUCACCAACGAGACACCAUCUUGACAAUUUAACUGAUGAGGAAGACAGAGUGUUUUUUAUGGAUGACCUAGAUGGAGCGGGAGAGGCUCUUGCUGGGUUGGAUUCAGUAAGUGAUACAUUUGCUUGGGUGAAUAACCCUUGUCAUAAUUCAAAGCAGAACCUGCAAUAUAGAGACGCUCUGCUGUAUGAGAACGGUCAGCAAACAGAGGAAACUUUGCUCUUAAAAGACGCAGAAAGCGAUGUAAGCAAUAAUAACAAUAUUGAAGACAACAAGCAGAUGUCUGGCAUCUCAGUUCAAAAUUCAUGCAGCUGUUUAGAAGGUCCGGACUCACAGUUAUACCUCAAUGGUUGGGAUGCUUAUGCUGAUGACGCAGAAAUGGCGGAAAUGAUAGCUCACAGGACAGGGGGAAUGAAAAUAUCUGCUACUGUGAUAUUCAAUCCUAAAUCUCCCUCUAGCUCAGAAUCCCCAGUAACCCCUGAAGCAGCUAUUAAUUGUGUUCCUGGAUCUGCUAAUCCAUUAGCAAAUGAGGAGGAGGAUGAAUCUCAUAAACUCAGUAUAGCUGCCACAAACUGUCUAAUUAAUUCCUGUGUGUGUUGUGGCAGCUGUGAAGACAGCAGGGAGGAGAGUGUGGAAGGUUUAAAGACUAAACGUUGUGCAGGAGGCGUUGUAAAUGCUUCGUACACAUUAGUGAAGUCUAAGGAAAUGGACCAUGUAGAUAACCUGGACAAUUCAGUCCCUGCACAGGAAACGUUAAAACCUGAAACGUCUGCUUUAUUAGCAGAAAGAGACUUUGGCAGAGAAGAGCAAAAUCUGCCUGUCUCCUCUAAGUGCCUGGCACAUUCCUCAGGUUCACAGGUAGGAGCAGAAAAUGGCUCUCAAGGAGAAGCAGAAAGCGCCUCAAGUCAGCAGAAAAGGUGGGAGAAGAGAAAACAACUGUGUGAGAGAAAAGUGGAGAAUAACGAAGAUGCUGGUAGUGAAAGGACAGCAAAGGAAGACACAAAGUCAAGAUCUAGUUCAAGUUCUCAGGAUGGCUUACGUGAUUCCCCCCUCAGCUCCAUCUCCAGCAGUGACUAUGAGAGUGUUUCUGUCACUACAUGUAGUCUCUCCAGCAUAUACGCUCUGAGCAGUUUAAUGACUAGUUCUUGUUCAUCCGAUGACAUUGAUCAGGAAGAAAUCCAGCUUGCUUUGCAGGCUGCUAAAAUUGCCACCCGAGAAAAGAUCAGAUCCAGAUUCCAUGGCAGCAAUGAUCUUAUUCACCGCCUUUUUGUCUGUAUCUCAGGAGUUGCUGACCAGCUGCAGACAAACUAUGCUAGUGAUCUGCGAAGCAUCUUGAAGACCUUGUUUGAAGUGAUGGCAACCAAGCCUGAAACAGAAGACAAGGAAAAGCAAAAGAAAGUUAAUCAGGGUUUAAGAAACGCAGCACUGGAAGACUGUGCUUUAUGUCAAGAAAGUAUAUCAUCCUCAGAACUUGCAGCAAAAGCCAGAGAUGGGGACUUUGAAGAUCCUCCUGACUGGGUUCCAGAUGAAGUCUGCAGUUACUGCACUGCCUGCAAGGCUCCGUUCACGGUCAUCCGCAGGAAGCACCACUGCAGGAGCUGUGGCAAGAUCUUCUGUUCCCGCUGCUCCUCCCACUCUGCGCCAUUACCUCGUUAUGGUCAGAUGAAGCCUGUCCGCGUUUGCACUCACUGUUACAUGUUCCAUGUCACUCCUUUCUAUAGUGACAAAGCCGGUAUCUGACGUAUUAAAGUACUGCUGUGUCCACUGGAGUCUGACACGGACCGAUACGUUUGACCUAAGUCAAGAGUUAAUGUGAAAGAGGGACCGGGUGAGGGUGUGUAAGCAUUGACAUCCAUUGUUAUAAAUUUUGUACAGACGGUUUUUACUGCAUUUUACUAAGCUGCUAAAGGGAAGGAUGAAGCGUCUGUAGCUCUAAGGCUGCAGUACAGUCUUCCAUAAAUUUAUAACAUUAAUGUUACGAUGCCAUAUGCAGAACAAAUGCACUGCGUGAAAAGAAAUAGGGCUCGGAGAACCGAACAAGCGUUGCUGCUUAUCUGUCAUGAUAAGCACAGAGCAGGUGGUUCAGUAGUUCCUCACAGCAGAGCAGCCCCAGAGCUCGGACACAGAAUGUGCUCACCAACCCCAGCAUGGCUGUGGGCAUCAGCCCUCUCCCUCCCGUUGCACUUUAACUCUCCCAGCACUGGGAGUUUUGUACCUAUGGCAGGAUUCAUUAAAGCAAAAUGCUUUGAAUCCAUCUUCAGUAUUUCUAAAAGCAAAACUUCCUUUGAAUCACAUAGGAUUCACACCGGAGGUCCUGAGGCAGUACACUGCUGUUGCCUUUCACUUACUGAGCAGAGUAACAACUCCAAGUUGUCUUCUAAAAGUUAAGAUUUAUGACUCCUAGUUCCAUAUUUUUAGACUUUGGAAUUGUUUAUAAUCAGCAUCAUUUAUGCCAAAUCCUGGUAAGAGAAUUCUGAGACAGAACUUUGCUUUCUGUGUCAGCACCUAAAACUUAACAAAACGAACUUCAGAGGAGAUGAUUACCAAAUGCAUGAAUUACUAUCGAAAUGCAGACUUUUGGAAGAGCUUAGCAGCGGAAUUCAGUAUUGUGACAAAUGAUUUAUCCCAUGCAAGUUUUUAACAUGAUUUUUAAAAGGCAAACUUGAUGUACUGGAAAGGUCCUACAAUGGUCAGUUGGAGAAGGGUUCGUGUUGACCACGUUUGGCAGAGUAACCGUGUAAAAUACUGCAUACUGCUGCUUCACAUAUGCUAACAAAUUGGGAGUUGUUUGUAUUUGUUUGAAACACCAGGGAUUCAUUCCUGUUUCCACUUGGAGAGGAAAGGAGUAAGAUUCACGUGGAUUCCUGCUAUGAUCUUGCGUAAACUAUUACAGUGAGAGCUCCCUGAGCACUGAGGUUUCAAAGCCGUCUGGACAAGCUUUGAGUUAGCCACAUUAAAAGCAAGGCUCUGUGUGCUGUGGUUACAGAGGAAGGGAGAUCAAGAGCUCUUUGCUUAUCCCCUUUCCUGACAUGCAGUGUUACACGGUGUGUUUCAAACCGAUAACUUCAAGAAAGAGAUGGGGGAAGUUGUUUGCUUCUGUGACAAAGCAAAAGUGGCCGGGGUGAUUUUCUUUGGUUUUGUUUUACCUUGCAGACAUUCCUUUCGUGAUGUGGUUUUACAUUAAGCGUUAAUGAGCCAUCAAAAGCUGUCAUGUUUUGGCAUUGCUGCCAUUUUGAAUCAGCUGAAGCAGCUUCACCUGGCUGGCGUGUCACGCACAAGCUGUACGAUGCUGUUUGUAGCCCAGGCCGGCUGUAACGUGUUAUAUUCUCACCUGGUAUAGAUUCUUCCUGUUGUUUUUCCCUGACGUUCCUUCAGCAGAAUCCUGGAGCGGGAGGGACAGCGCUCAGCGGGGCUGCAGCAGCGCGGGGUGGGCGGGCGCGUGGUGCAAGCAAUGGUACUUAUUCAGGCUUAAAUCUCAGGCUUCACAUUGCAAUGAUUAUUGCAGUUUUAUUUUUAGAAAGAGAAAAAAAAAACAAAAAACAAAAAACAACAAAUUUAAUGCUUCUUUUAUAGGAUAAAAUUACAAAAACUUCAGUUGUGUAAGAAAUAUGCACAAAAAAGUUGCUUCUGUGAGGAAAAAAAAAGUCUUAUUUAAUGGACUGGAUAUUUAUUCAAGCUUGUUUUUAUUUUGUAAAUGCUGUAAUUCAGAAUCAUUUCCAUAAAUAUGAUAUUUAAAGAUCUCAGACACUAUAGUUUCUUAUGUAAAUACAGACUCCUAUUUCUCUUACUGAAAAGCACAAUGACUAUAUCAAUACUAAUAUACAUUUGCCUCAAGGAAGACUUUCAUCUUGUAAUCUCUUCAGAUAAUUAAAAUGUCAGGACUUUCUACUUCC